AUGCCGCCCUCCCGCUCCAGCAUAACGAGCGACAGCCACGAGCGCCUCGAACCACGGCUCCUCCGCGCCGCAGAGUCAAACGACAUUGACUCCCUCAAAAAGACCCUCGCCCUCGCGCAAGAGUACAACCAACUAAACGACAACUUCCUCCGCAUCGGAUUAAUGCGCAGCGCCGAACGAGCCUGCGUCGCCGCAACAGAAUACCUCCUCACCCUCGGCGCAAAAACAGACGUCCCCUCCAACCGCGCCUCACCACUCCUCCGCGCCGUCGAGCGCGACCACUACGAAAUCGUCCGUCUCCUCCUCGACCACGGCGCAUGUCCCAACUCCGCCGAUAAAGAAGGCCGCACGGCCCUCAUGACAGCAGCAUGGAAGAACCACACCGAUAUCCUGCACCUGCUCAUCAUGCGCGGCGCAGACGUGAACAAGCGCGAUCUGCGCCGUCGGAAUGCCUUGCAUAACCUCGCUGCCGAUAAGGCUUGCCGAUGGGGAUGGGGGGAUGAGGUUGUGGGGUUGUUGCUGAGGACGGAGUGUCUGAUUGAUGGGCCUGGGGGGCAAGAUGAGCUUGGCCGGGAGGGGCGGACUGGACCCGCGGUGAUUGACGCUGUUGAGCUGCGCGGGAAGACUGCGUUGCAUGUUGCUACGGCUCAUGACCGUGCGGAUAUCGUGCAGCUGCUGAUUGCGCACAAGGCGGCUGUUAAUGCUGCUAGCGAUGGUGGCUGGACGCCGCUUCAUAAUGCAUGUGAUAAGGGGUGCGAGGAGAUUGUGCGGAUUUUGCUGAGCGAAGGCGCGCAUAUCAAUGCGCAGCUUUUAAAUGGAAUUACGCCGCUGCAUCUUGCUGCGCAGGGCGGUCAUACCACGGUUGUGCAGUGUCUUCUCGAGAGGCCAGAUCUGAAGCGUCGGGUUAGGGAUAAUUUUGGCAGUACGCCGUUUUUGCGCGCGGCGCAGUUCAAGCGGAAGGAUAUUGUGCUGUUGCUUGCGCCGUUUAACAAUGUCGACAGCCUGUCUGAUGAUGUUAAGGAGGCUUGUGCGGCGUUCGAUGCUACUGUUGUUGAUUUUGGAAACUUUCAUAAUGAGAAUCGGGUUAAGCGCAUGUCGGUGUUUAAUCUGCUUUAUGGGAGGGAUCAGGAGAAUCCUAGAAAACAGGCUGUUACCACCGUGCCGCUUGAUAGUCGUGUGACCGAUUUCCGGUGGAUUCACUUACCGGCGAACAAUAUGGCGUGGGUGGAAGCUCUGCUUACCAAGUCUUUUAUUGAGGAGGGGGCCCAUGAUGUUGAUGGGUUCAAGGGGCUGGAGAAGUCUUUCAACUAUCAGCAUCGGGGUCAAAGAACUCACUCGCACUUUAUGCGGCCGUUGUGUCAGAAUACGCCGCGGACGAUGCUGCGGCGAUAUGAAGAGGAGACUUCGGAGGAGCCUGUGUCUGAUCAUGGGCAGGUGAAGGCUAUGGAUACCGCUGUCCGCAAGCAAAAAGGCACAGGCGGCAAGCCUGACAAGGUGGAAUCUUACUUCCACGAUGAAGGGGCAGGGUCACAUGGGAAAAAGAACAAGAACAACCAGAAGCGUGGCAAUGGCAAGUCGGGCAGCGCACCGGGAACUCCCAAGCAGGAGACGAAAGGGAAGUCGCCGUGGGGCCAGAGAGAGACACCGUCGAGGUCAUCAACUUUUUGCAAAGAUCCUCACCCCCUGGUUUCGGCAUGUAACGUCUGCGUGUUCAUGCCGUAUCUACACUUCGAGACCGCGGAGGGCAGGCAGAAGAUGCAGGAUGCAAUCUCACGGGCGGAAACGCUGGAUUUUGUAUCCAAUAGGAUGAAGCGAAGGCGCACCAGAGACGAAAUGCUCAUCGACGCACAUCUAUCCUCCUCAUCGACCUCCCUCCAUGUCCGCCGAACUCUGGACCAGUUUUUCUACCCAAACAUCGAUACACAGAGUCGUGAUCAGGAUCAAGUGGUGUACCGGUACCAAACAAAAAGCCCCGGGAUGGGGGCAGAACCGAAGAUAUUCAUGGUGGAUCAACUGUGGAUGUGGGUUCUAGGCACGAAUCUGAUUGUAACGGCCUUCCCACAGAGAUGGGACCAGCCCAAGAAUGACCCGCUUAAUGUGCUGGACGGGGUUAUUGAGGUUAUCAAUUCCAAAACCCGAGACCCUGUCAAAUCCGUCUAUGAUCUAGCCAUGAUAAUCACCAAUCGCUGCUCCGGAGUCUUCGACCGACACCGCUUGGGCGACGAGGAGUACCAGUUCCUGAGAUAUGCAUCUGACUGGCUGAAAAGCCACCGGAAGCUGAACGGCUCCUUCAGCUCUCCGCCAAAGUCCUGCAAUGGGACUGACGACAAAGACGAAAGCAGCAACUACUGCGACGAGGACGGCCAGCCACUAUUCGUCGACCGGCUCCUGGAUAUCGGACAGGAAACCAAUCUCCUGGCGGAGACAAAAGACAUCCGAGACGAGCUGAACAUGAUCCGGACGGUGCUGGAGCACCAGAACAAUGUACUUCUUGACUUCCAAGAAGUCAUCUGCGAGACGUACCAAGGCCAGCAUCGUUCACAGUUCGAGGUCAAGAAACGGUUCAAAGACCAGCAGCGCAUGAUCGACAUGCAUCUGAAGGAUAUCGACCGCAUGGAUAAGCAGGCUGAGCGAAUCUACCACUCCAUCACGGAUCUACUCGAUCUCAAACAGAAACACGCAAACGCCUUUGAAGCCCGCUUUGCGCGUGAUCAGGCUGCUGGUACAACCCGCCAGAGCAAGACAAUUAUGGUCUUCACCAUUGUUACUAUUGUCUUCCUGCCGUUAUCAUUUAUCACCUCCAUCUUCACGAUCAACCUGAAAGAAUUCGAGCACUUGAAUCUCGGUUAUGUGGCAAAGUAUACCUUUGGUAUAGGCUUCGCAAUCUCCAUCCCACUUGUCUGGGUCGCUCUCAUGGUUGAUGAUAUUGGUGGUUUCUUCCGUGUGGGUAGUCGACGAUGGCUGUCUAACCGGGGAAAGGCGCCUGCGAAAAGUGAACGGGGUGAGGAAACCCUCCAGGCGUUGGAGAUGGAGAAAAUGAUAAGUCUGUCGCGAAUGCGGAGGAGCAUCGAUGUUGGAUACGGCGGUAGUCUGCUACCUGUUUCUACACGCGGCACGGGGGCGUCAAGGCGACCUGAUCUCUAUGUCGGAGGAUUAGGAAAUGGCACUGUGCGAAAAAGUUACGAUCUGCGGUCUACUGAGGACUACAGAUCACGAUGA
Molecule: messenger RNA, 3219 nt
Organism: Penicillium mononematosum
Lineage: Eukaryota; Fungi; Ascomycota; Eurotiomycetes; Eurotiales; Aspergillaceae
Product: ankyrin repeat protein
Exons: 3
Coding region: 1-3219 (1072 amino acids)
Biological process (GO): metal ion transport; transmembrane transport
Cellular component (GO): membrane
Molecular function (GO): protein binding; metal ion transmembrane transporter activity
Source: RefSeq, a predicted model, not a curated record